Molecule: messenger RNA, 1399 nt
Organism: Macrosteles quadrilineatus (aster leafhopper)
Lineage: Eukaryota; Metazoa; Arthropoda; Insecta; Hemiptera; Cicadellidae
Product: facilitated trehalose transporter Tret1-like
Exons: 1
Coding region: 1-1296 (431 amino acids)
Biological process (GO): transmembrane transport
Cellular component (GO): membrane
Molecular function (GO): transmembrane transporter activity
Source: RefSeq, a predicted model, not a curated record
AUGAAAAACAUGGAUGCUCCAGUGAUCCUGGACUCUGGCCAAAUAUCGUGGAUGGUCUCCAUGAUCUAUCUUGGACACUUAAUCAGCCCCAUACCAAGUGGAAUGAUGAUGGAUAAGUACGGAAGGAAGCAAGCGAUUCUCCUUUUAGCUUUACUACCUCUCAUCUCAUGGCUGAUGAUUUUUUGCACAGCUUCAGCAACGUCUUUGUACAUCGCCAGAUUCAUCGCAGGGCUUUGGGCUGGCGCUACUUCCACCAUAAUACCCAUCUAUAUUGGGGAAAUUGCUGAACCAAAGUUGCGAGGGUCGCUAACGAUGUUUACACAUCUCAUGAGAAACUUUGGAGUUCUUUUGGUUUACUUUGUCGGCCCUUACGUUUCUUAUUCAGAACUCGCAAUGAGUUGUGCAAUUUUGACAUUUUUAUUCAUUGUGUCUUUUGCUUUCUUACCAGAAUCGCCGCACUAUCUCUUAAUGCAUGGGAAAGAGGAACAAGCUUAUAAAUCACUCAAUUGGCUAAGAGGUAGUAGAGGAAAUGCUUCCGUCAAUGACGAGUUACACAAAAUGAAAGAAGCGAUGAAUAAACAGCUGAUGAACAAAGGGUCUUUCAAGGACGUUUGGAACAACAAAGGAAACAGAAAGGCAUUUAUUAUAUCUGAAGUUUAUUCUGUUACUAAAAGAUUAACAGGUUCAGGAGUUUUGCAAGCUUACGUUUCAAUGACGUUGCCGGCUUUAACAUUUGGAAUCUUCAACCCAGACGACUGUGCGAUCAUUCUCGGUUUGAUUAGUUUAAUUUCUUCCGUCACAUCUGUUUUUCUCGCUGUUCAUUUCAACCGACGAUGUCUAAUAACUGUUUCUUCAGCUGGAUGUGCAUUAACGAUGGCGUUAGUUUCAACAUGGUUCUAUCUCCGUGACACCGAUUACGAUGUACAACGCUACAGUGACUGGUUGUUUAUUUCUUAUAUACUUUACAACUCUACUUUUUCAUUAGGGCUCGGUCCAAUAGGGACGAGUAUGAAGGGGGAAUUGUUUGCUGCUAAUGUAAAGGCGAUAUGUUCUUCCCUCACGACCAUAUUUGUCGCUAUCACCUCGUUUAUACUAAACAAAUUCUUUUUAGUGAUCGCAGAAUCUUUUGGCAUGCAUGUUAACUUCAUGAUUUACUCAUUAAGCUGUAUUUUUACAAUAAUCUUUACAUGGGCUUAUGUGCCAGAAACACAGGGUAAAUCUUUGGAAGAAAUACAAAAUCUGUUACAGGGUACUAGUAGAAAAUUAAGUAAAAAGACUCAUAAAAAACAAAUUUGAAACAUGAGACAUUUUCUACAGUAGGCAAGUUUUUUUUAAUGUAUGGAUUUCAAAAGUACCUUACACACUAGAGAGAGGUCUAGACUUCUUUUUAAAAGAUUAG